UCAGUUCGCAGUGGGGGGCACUGGAGAGAGACAGAGACAGAGAUGUCGAUACUGUGGGAAAAGAGCGAGACAUGGAGGUGGAUAGUGAGGAAGACGAGGGAUUCGAAGGGGUUUUUCCUGGCCUUCGCGACUGUGUGCGGCGUGGUUCCGGGAAUCAUUGGCUAUGGAGUGAUGCAGGUCACGAGUUCAGGCAACGAACGACUAGAAGCUGAACUCCGCCGCAAUUCUCGCCCCGAUUCCCUUAUGAUGGGGCAAGUAAACAAGGAGAGGCUGGCAGAGUACCUUGGUGAAUUGCAGAGGAAAGAGAACACCAAUGACAGAUACGUAGCAGCUCUGAGGGGGGAGACUUUGACCCGGAAGCCGUAUGCCAGAAUUCAACCAGUCCCGAAGGGAAGCAGCUCCGAAGUUAACAAAGAACAGAAGUGAUGAAGAUGCUAAUGAUGGUGUGAACGCAUGCUCACUCCUGUGAUCCUUUGUUGUUACAGAACACAGUGCGGGGUAGAGACUGAACACAACCUUUUAAAUUGAUAUUUGGAUGUGGUUAUUUAACUAGCCAUUUCGCCUGCUACAAGUAGCCCUACAAAUUUUUGCCAAGUUGGAUCGUUUUUGCAGUUUCUUUGAUCUUCUUUAAAAUCUCUGGGGUUAACUCAUUUUCAGUACCGAAUGUAGGUAAAUUUGACAUUUUUUAGCAGCUACCCAGAGUCAUGCUCUUAUGGAUCUGUUUGAAAAUUGAUGAUUCAUUGCAGCUCAUUGUAGCUGGAUUAUUUAUG
Messenger RNA from Diospyros lotus (date-plum), 770 nucleotides. RefSeq lists its product as uncharacterized. The record is from RefSeq and is a predicted model, not a curated record. The transcript is spliced from 2 exons. The coding region runs from base 43 to 426 and encodes 127 amino acids. NCBI's taxonomy places the organism in Eukaryota, Viridiplantae, Streptophyta, Magnoliopsida, Ericales, Ebenaceae.